Molecule: messenger RNA, 2836 nt
Organism: Ceraceosorus bombacis
Lineage: Eukaryota; Fungi; Basidiomycota; Exobasidiomycetes; Ceraceosorales; Ceraceosoraceae
Source: the annotation of a GenBank genome assembly
AUGCCUCCGACCAAGGAGAGGAGACCGCCUUGCGACAGGUUCACAGACGCUUCAGCUACAGCCAUCUCUUCUGGCUUUGCAGCUGUCAUGGCCCUGGGUCCACAGCCAGCGGGUCCAGGAGACAAGAUCACUUCACAUCCCAGAUCGAGCGCGUCGGGAUCCCCAGACAUGUCUCCUGCUCAAGCUUCCAUCCUAUUCCCAUCCUACUGCGACCCUACUCCGAGACCGCCGUCUACCGGCAACAGAGAUCGCUCGCGCAACUUAGCCGAAGAGGUCGAUGGAGAAGACGACUCGGAUGCGGAUGAGGUACGUUGUGGUUCGUGAUUGCAGCUCCCCUCGGCAGGCAAGCAGGCCACGUCCUGACUCUGCAAGACUUGGCUGCUCUUUUCACGCGCAGGACGAAGGGCGAGAUGGCGAGGUGCAAGGCGAUGACAAGCCGAAUGGCCGCCAAAAGGUGGCUGGAAACAAGAAGCGCAAAGCGACCGGCAUAGAGGCGUGAGUGUACGCUGGACUGCAACGCACAUUAGCUGAGAGGUGUCGCGAUGUGCUUGCUGACUCGAGGUGAGAUGCGACAUCCCUCCAUGUUGUAUGCGGCCGACAGCUCUGCGGAUGACCGCAAGGCGCAGAAUAGAAUCGCCCAGCGCGAAUUUCGCCAGCGCAAACAGCAGUACAUCCGAGGUACGUCGCAUCGUCAUCAUCCGCCUUCAGAAAUGAGGGGAGCCAUUGAAUUCCUCUCGUCUUGCAGCUCUCGAGGCUCGCGUGGAGCUCCUCUCUUCGGAUCACGACACCCAAGUGGACAGGCUCCGAUGGGCUCUCAGAGGCUUGCUGAGCGAGAACAACCUCUUGCGUUCCAUGCUUGGCAAUUUUGCUGGGUUCAUCGGCGAUAGCAUGCUCGGCGGUCCUCUGCAGAAAGCAGGCAUGGACCGUGCCACUCUUGAGGAGCUCAUAAGCACACGAAGCGAGAAGAGUGAGUCGGCUGUAGGGACAAUUUAACUUGUGCCCCACAUGCUAAGCUCGCUCCCAUGCUGGGCCGCGCAGCAAUGACUGAACGCUGGCAGCACUGGCCUGGCGCUAAAGAGGUCAGUGAAGCGGGGAUCGAUUUCGAAACCUUGACUUGCUGACUUUGACGGCUUCGCUUCAUCUUCUCCCAGAGCGAAGCUCUAAAACAGCUGCGCUUGGACGCUAAGCUGCCACCUGAGGGGCUGCCAGAAAGCUCACGCCUGCCCAAGCCUCGAGCGGAGGAGCAUCCAGACGUGACCGCCCACAAAGACGGCUCGGUGUCAAAGAAGCGCAAAGCAAGCGCUGAAUCAGCUCAAGACUCUUCUCAGAGCUCAAGGGACAAGUCUCCACCACAAGCCACCAAUCUUUCCGAUCUCUUCAGUAUGGGAUCAAUGAGGGCAAUGAGCCCGGGAGGCAGCACCGCGCUGCUUACGGAGCCAGUGACAGCGUCUACGAGCGCGCUUCCUCCCGCUUUGAUGACAAAUUCUGCAGACGCUGGCCACCACUUUACACCCAGAGACUUUGGGUUAGGAGGCUUCUCCGCCACGUCCAGUUCAGGCACCAGCUCAUGUCUGAGCUCUUUCAAUAUGGGUGAUACCGACGCGCUCUUGGCUGGUCUCUUUGGAGAAGGACCCAUCACUUUGACGGCUGAGCCAAGUCGAUCAACCUCUAGUCAUGCCACUGCUCCACAAGACUCGCCUUUCGGGCUCGCUGUGCUCGAUGCGCACAAGUCUGGAGACCGCAGCAAGAAGCCCGAGGUUGUAUCAUCCGCCUCGGUGGAUUCUAGCCCGUUCGCAACCUCGCUCCCGCAAGGUCACAAUUUCGACUCAGAUUUCCCUUCCGAGAGAUGGCAGUACCUCAUCCAUCGUAUGAACGCUCAGAGGAAGCAGUUUGGGCGUCACGACUUCAUCGCAACGUUGCCAGGAGUUGACACCGAAAGAAUCAUCAAGAUAUCAGCCGCGGAUAAAGCAAGAUUGGAUGCGGCCACGUUGGUGCCGCCAGGGCGUGUGCGCUCGCCUCAAGAGAUUUCAGAUGUGGCCGAGGCUGCAGUGCAAGUGAGCAGCCCUGAGUUGCUUCAUUAUGGGCCAAUCAUGUCUGACGCCAUUCUCUGCUCGUUGUACACUGUAGAUGAUAUAUCAUCUCGUGCGCCUAGCAUCUUGAUCGUUCAACGCAUGCGCUGCCGCUGAAACAUUCCCCUCUGAUUCGCAGAACAAUUUUCAGCGGAAUCGCUCUUAUGCUCUGCCCGAGAUCAUGAGGCACUCGGUCAUCCAGCGCAAGGUUCCGCAUGACAAGCUUUUGGACGCCAUACCUUUUCCUGGAGUGCGCGACAACUUGAUUCUCAAGGAGCGUGAGUAUUGUGCUUGUCGGUCGAAGGUGGGGGGGUCGUCUUGAAUUUGCUAAACAUGACGGACGUUACUCUGGCGCUAUCAGAUGAGUACAAUGUCGAAGAAGUCAUUAUUGGUCUGACAGAGUACACCCGAUUACAUGGCGAAGUAAGUCAUGUGCUGGUCAUGCAAACCGCAUCAUGCAUGUCGCAGAGGCUCAUGCUUGGCAUUUUUUUGUUUCAGGAUCCGAUGUUGAUGGCAUCUUGGGAGCUCGAGCUGCCCUUCAUGAUCCAGUACCCGUAAGUCUCAGUGGUGCACCAAGCUUGCACACCCGUUUGCGGCCAAACAACUGACCGAGCUUUGUCACCUACAGCGAGCUGGUCGACGAGCUGUCUCUCAUCAAUACAAACAGGUGGAGAAGCACGCGCCACGAGACUCAUAUCGAUCCCAGCUCCUUGGUAAGCUGGAAGGCGCAAAAAAGAGCCGCUAAAGGGACAGGCAGCACUUUUUGA